AUGUCUAAUCUUUUAUUAACACAUAAAGAAUACCAUUGCAAUCCUAUAAGAUAUAAAAUCAAAGGUCGCACCUUUUGGUAUACAAUAUGUAACAAAGGUGUUUUUCCUGCUGUAUCAAACAUUAAAUAUACGAAAGCACCAAAAAGAUAUGCUAUUCCUGAUAAUUUUAGUAUUGUUACAACGUGGGGCAAAUCAUCAA
Racocetra persica is the source of this 199-nucleotide messenger RNA. NCBI's taxonomy places the organism in Eukaryota, Fungi, Glomeromycota, Glomeromycetes, Diversisporales, Gigasporaceae. The record is from the annotation of a GenBank genome assembly.